AUGAUCUUGACUUCCACCUUGUUGGGCCUUUUGCCCUUUGUCGCAGCUGAUGGCCUGCACCGUCUUCCUCUCAAGAAGAUGCCGUCGACCGCUAGCAACCCUUCGAUGGAAGCUGCAUACCUUGCGGAGAAGUACGGCGGUGUGCAGGCUCAAGUUCCCCUUAUGGGGGCCGGCGGGUCUGGUCGACGCGUGCCGCAGUCCGACCUCUUCAGGACUCAAGAAGAGAUCAACGGUGGCCACAAUGUUCCCCUUAGCAACUUUAUGAACGCCCAAUAUUUCUCUGAGAUCACUCUUGGGACACCUCCCCAGACUUUCAAAGUCAUUCUCGACACUGGUUCGAGCAACUUAUGGGUUCCUAGCACGAAGUGCACUUCGAUUGCUUGCUUCUUGCACGCCAAGUAUGACUCGAGCUCUUCCUCCACCUACAAAUCCAACGGAACCGAAUUCUCGAUUCAAUAUGGAUCUGGUUCUAUGGAGGGCUUUGUCUCUCAAGAUACUCUUACUAUCGGUGACCUCAAGAUCCCUCGACAAGAUUUCGCCGAAGCGACGAAGGAGCCGGGCCUUGCUUUCGCUUUCGGCAAGUUCGAUGGGAUCCUAGGUUUAGGAUAUGACACUAUAUCUGUCAACCAUAUCACGCCACCGUUCUACAGCAUGAUCAACCACGGUCUUCUGGACGACCCUGUUUUCUCGUUCAGAAUAGGUAAAUCGGAAGGCGAUGGUGGAGAGGCCAUUUUCGGUGGUAUCGAUACGUCAGCAUUUACAGGCAAGCUCAACUAUGUCCCUGUUCGCCGCAAGGCCUACUGGGAGGUGGAACUCGAGAGCGUCGGCUUUGGUGAUGACCACCUUGAGCUCGAGAACACUGGUGCUGCCAUCGACACUGGAACCUCUUUGAUCGCCCUUCCCACCGACAUCGCGGAGAUGCUGAACACGCAAAUCGGUGCCAAGAAGUCCUGGAACGGCCAGUACACUGUUGAUUGCAGCAAAGUUCCGGACCUUCCAGACCUUACCUUCACAUUCGGUGGCCAGAAGUACCCAUUGGCAGCAUCCGACUAUAUCUUGAACGUCCAAGGAACUUGUAUUUCCGCCUUCACUGGUCUUGAUAUCAACGUCCCUGGCGGAUCUUUGUGGAUUAUUGGCGAUGUCUUCCUUCGUCGCUACUACACCGUUUACGACAAAGGUCGUGAUGCCGUUGGGUUCGCCAAUGCUGUAUAA
This is a messenger RNA of Pleurotus ostreatus (oyster mushroom), 1212 nucleotides long. It is a transcript of the gene PEP2, whose product is annotated as Vacuolar protease A. Lineage: Eukaryota; Fungi; Basidiomycota; Agaricomycetes; Agaricales; Pleurotaceae. The coding region runs from base 1 to 1212 and encodes 403 amino acids. The record is from RefSeq and is a predicted model, not a curated record. The transcript has 7 exons. Gene Ontology annotation, biological process: proteolysis. Gene Ontology annotation, molecular function: aspartic-type endopeptidase activity. Gene Ontology annotation, cellular component: fungal-type vacuole.